CAAACCCUGAACAGAAAUAGAAUCUGAAAGCUCCUAGAAGCACAAACCUAUCCUCCCUGCUAAAAUGGAUAAACCACCUUGUUCACCGAGUGAUACCUGCUCAGGAGAGCCCCGUGUGGGCUGUAAUGACAGUGCUCCAUGUCUUGUGGACACCAAAGUUGAGGGGAAAACUGGGAAGAAUAAAAAGCAUAAAAAGAGACGCAGAGCUGCAUGCCAAACGAAAACAGGUGGUGAUUGUACUCCGGUCACUGUUGAAGAGCUGUCGCCACCCUCACAACACCCGCCUGAGCGCAAUGAAAAAAGGUCUGCAGGAUCAAAGCAAGAAAAGAAUACUCGCAAAACAAGAAAUCCUUCUAUUUCACCUGAAACUUCUCCUGCACCCUCCUCUCAUCGACAAAAGGCCCAAAGUGCACAGAAAACAUCAGCUCGGUCUACCUGUGACCAGUCGACUCAGACGGAGUCACCCCAACUCCAAUCUGUCCAAACGCAGUCAACACAAACCCCUCCGAUCCAGGGUGAACACACACCAUCAACAGAAUCCAAGUCCACCCAGACAAAACAGUCUAGUUUUCCAUUAAAACAGGCAUACUGGGGAAAUUCAUUCACAGAUCAGUCAGCUGAUCAGCAGAAACCCCAACUCAGCUCCAGAAACAGCUAUCUGACAGUCAUGGCCUGGAAUAUAGACGGUCUGGAUUCGGAUAAUGUCUUUGACCGGGUCAAAGGUCUGCUGUCACUCUUAGGAAAGUACCGUGCAGAUGUUGUACUGUUACAAGAGCUGAUUCCUCCUACUUUGAAAGUUUUACAGAACAUUAUGACAGAUUAUCAGUUCCUGCAAGCCAGUGAAGAGGGCUAUUUCACUGGUAUUUUGCUCAGAAAGGAAAGAGUACAAUUCCUCCAGAGCAGCAUUGUGAAGUACCCAACCACAGAGAUGGGCAGGAACCUGCUAGUUGCAAAUGUGAGCUUUUUAGGCCAUCCACUGUGCAUUAUGACAUCUCAUCUGGAGAGCUGCAAGACAGGUUCUCAAGAACGCCUGAAUCAGCUGCGGAGAGUCUGGAAAUGGAUGAAAGAGGCUCCAGAGGACCACUCAGUUAUAUUUGGAGGAGAUACUAACCUCAGGGAUUGGGAGGUUGUGAAGAAGCUCAAUGGGCUGCCGGACAGCAUCUCUGAUGUGUGGGAGAUGCUAGGGAAACCAGAGGAAAGCAGAUACACCUGGGACACAUCCAUCAAUGAUAACAAUGAAAUCCCUAAUUCUAUACGCCUGCGAUUUGAUCGAAUUUUCCUCAGACCAGCCGCAGAAGGUGCCCAGCUACGGCCAGAAAGCAUGACCCUGAUUGGUCUGGAGAAGCUGAAGUGUGACUAUUUCAUCAGCGAUCACUGGGGCAUUCUUUGUACUUUCACAUUUGAGGCAUCAGAAGAGUAGUGUGUUACUGACUGAUAUUCUUUUUUAUGGCCUCCGCAUGAUUAUAGAACUAAAUGGGUCAUACGCUUGUUAAACAAAUCAUUAUUUAUUAAACUUGACAAUCAUAAACUUCUGGUAGAUUAACUUAUACACCAACUAUACAUAUAAAGGGGACCAAGGCUAGUCACACUUUUUACUCCAGUGAUUCAGUGAAUAUUUCUCAGUUUCCUAUGUAACCACAUGCCGUACAUCUUGGCUACAAAAAAAAAAAAGCCUCCACAAAAAAUUCCAGUUAUUGCACAGUAAAAAAAUAUAAUAUAGUUCAUUGAACUCACUGACCAUUUGUGACAAGCAACAUAUCACUGGAACCUGCCAAUAAACAGCCUAUUAUUGGGUUUUAAACACAUUUUAAACCAUAAAACAGUGAUGAAACAAAAUCAAACCAUUGUUUUGGACAACAAAUAUUU
Molecule: messenger RNA, 1866 nt
Organism: Rhinichthys klamathensis goyatoka
Lineage: Eukaryota; Metazoa; Chordata; Actinopteri; Cypriniformes; Leuciscidae
Gene: tdp2a
Product: tyrosyl-DNA phosphodiesterase 2
Exons: 6
Coding region: 65-1420 (451 amino acids)
Biological process (GO): double-strand break repair
Cellular component (GO): PML body; cytoplasm
Molecular function (GO): 5'-tyrosyl-DNA phosphodiesterase activity; single-stranded DNA binding
Source: RefSeq, a predicted model, not a curated record